Molecule: messenger RNA, 965 nt
Organism: Magnolia sinica
Lineage: Eukaryota; Viridiplantae; Streptophyta; Magnoliopsida; Magnoliales; Magnoliaceae
Exons: 5
Coding region: 131-799 (222 amino acids)
Cellular component (GO): membrane; cytoplasm
Source: RefSeq, a predicted model, not a curated record
GCCUCGCCUUGAAACUCGAAUCAUCAGUAGAGGAAAAUGGCCGUUACAUGCAAAAGCCCUUUGUAUAGUUGUAUAUUUCUUCCCCACCCAAAACAUUUCCCAGCCAUCGAUCCUUUUCCUCGUUUCUCAGAUGGAUGCUUUGGGAAAUGGAAGGUUUUGGUGGAAAUGGCCUUCCAAAGGCCAUCGAUUCCGCUCCUCCAGAUCCAAGCCCUCGGAUUCCACGGACGGUGGAGGUUCCACCAUCAAAGGAGGCACAGGAAGAAGCUUCAACUUUCCUAUCAAGCAAGCGGCCACAGCUGCUUCUCUCACUCUCACUGGCGACACUGUCGCACAGCUCCACAGCCGCUGGAAGCUCCACGGUCCGUCCCAUUCCAAUCCCAAGAAUGUCAUGUUGAACCUCCUGUCAGAUCAUGAUUGGCUUCGGGCACUUCGGAUGGCUUCCUAUGGGUUUCUUCUAUAUGGGCCCGGCUCUUAUGCAUGGUACCAGUACCUUGAUUACUGUUUGCCAAAGUCAACAUUUGAAAACCUCUCGCUGAAGGUUUUACUAAACCAGGUUGUCCUGGGUCCUGUAGUUAUUGGUGUUAUUUUUGCAUGGAAUAACGUAUGGCAAGGGAGUCUGUCACAGCUUCCAGACAAAUAUAAAAGGGAUGCCCUUCCUACUCUACUCUAUGGGUUUAGGUUUUGGAUUCCUGUCAGUGUACUAAAUUUUUGGGCCAUUCCUCUUCAAGCCCGUGUAGCAUUCAUGUCUACCUGCUCCAUUUUUUGGAACUUUUACUUGUCCUCAACCAUGAGCAAAUAAUCCACUGGUCUGUCUUCUACCGGAGAGCCUAGCCUGGCGACAAGCAGGAGGUAUUGUUCCCAAGUCUCAACUUAUGCUUUCUCCCUGUUCUAUUUGGCUGGUUAGGUUCUUUAUUCCUUCCAUUUGAAAGUUUAUAUUUGUUUUGCCAUCAGGUUGUUGGCCCCAA